AUGGCACGCCAAUUCGCACAGGCAGCCAUGAUGCGCUUCCAGUGUUCGCAGCUCGUCUACGACCGCAUCGAUCCCCUCGUGCAGCCAGGAUCCCUCCCCAGCGCACACAUGCACCAAAUCGUCGGCGGCAACUCCUUUAACGCCACCAUGACGCCCCUCUCCUACGACCCCUCCACCACCUCCACCUGCACCACCUGCGACUACUCUGAAGAUUUCAGUAACUACUGGACCGCGAACUUGUACUUCCGGGCGGCGAACGGGACCUACAAGCGGGUGCCGCAGAUGGUGAAUCUGGGGCUUUCAGGCCGUGAGGGCGUGACAGUUUACUACAUCCCACCAUAUGACGGUAAGAGCAAGGUGACCGCGUUUCCCAAGGGGUUCCGCAUGCUGGUAGGGGACGCGGGACUGCGGACGAAGGAGGGCCAGCAGAAGCAGCUGUGCCACCGGUGCUUCAGCAACAAGGAGCAGAAUCCUUUCGGCGGGGCUCCCUGUACUGGAGAUGACACUUAUGAUCUGCCGAAGAAGCAGUGUGGAGGGGGUAUCCGAACGACGAUUACGUUUCCGACGUGCUGGGAUGGGAAGAACAUUGAUUCACCAAACCACAAAGAGCACGUCGCAUACCCCUCAUCCGGCUCCUUUGAAUCCGGCGGCCCCUGCCCUUCAACCCAUCCCGUCAAGCUCCCACAACUCAUGUAUGAAGUGAUGUGGGACACCACCGUCUUCAACGACAAGUCCCUCUGGCCGACUGACGGCUCGCAGCCGUUCGUCUACAGCAUGGGGGAUGGUACCGGGUACGGUCAGCACGGUGACUACCUCUUUGGCUGGAAGGACGGCGUGCUCCAGAAAGCGCUCGACGCGCGGUGCAGCGGCAACGCGUGCAAGACGCUCAAGACGCAGACGAGUGCAGUGAGCACAAAGUGCGCAAAGGCGCAGUCUGUACAUGAAGAUGUGGAGGGAUGGCUGACUGAACUUCCCGGUGCACCUGCUGUUACUUUUGGUUGA
Molecule: messenger RNA, 1002 nt
Organism: Paraphaeosphaeria sporulosa
Lineage: Eukaryota; Fungi; Ascomycota; Dothideomycetes; Pleosporales; Didymosphaeriaceae
Exons: 5
Coding region: 1-1002 (333 amino acids)
Source: RefSeq, a predicted model, not a curated record